Messenger RNA from Triplophysa dalaica, 1417 nucleotides. Its product is annotated as SLAM family member 5-like. NCBI's taxonomy places the organism in Eukaryota, Metazoa, Chordata, Actinopteri, Cypriniformes, Nemacheilidae. The record is from RefSeq and is a predicted model, not a curated record. The transcript has 6 exons. Bases 326 to 1141 code for a protein of 271 amino acids.
ACAUAUUGUAAUGCUUAUUGAUAUGAUUUGUAAAGUUCAUUGAGGUUUUUUGAAACAUGGUUAAAAUACAAUGUUUAGAGAAAAUUGUUGAUUAUAAAUUGUUUAUAUUGUGUUUAAAAAUGAAAAGCUUUUCUGUAUGUAAUGUUCCUUUAAUAAUGCGUAAUGCGUCACAUGACUAAGAGAGGGAGUGAAGAACUGUGGGUCAGAGAGCAAUGGAUGCGAACAGGUCGUAACACGUGCGGCUCCUUCAAAACGUAUAAUCUCUGCAUAUGGUCCUAAAGGCGCACACGGUGUGUUUGGUGAUGAAGUGAAGUCAGUGUCAGUGAUGGAGGGACAUUCUGUUACUCUACACACUGAUACUCAACUACAGACACAUGAUGUGAUCGAGUGGAGGUUUGGUGUUCAGGGUUCAUUUAUAGCUAAACUGAACAGAGAAGCAAAAACAAAACCAUUUAUCAGUGAGAGAUUGAAGAAUCAUGUAGAGAUAGAUGAUCAGACUGGAUCUCUCAUCAUCACAAACAUCACAACUCAACACACUGGACUUUAUCAACUAGACAUCAUUGGAAAAACUGUUCAAAACAAACACUUCAAUGUUACUGUCUAUGCUGGUCUGUCUGUUCCUGUCAUCUCCAGAGUCUCUUCUCAAUGUUCUUCAUCAUCUUCAUCAUCAUGUUGUUGUGUGUUGUGUUCAGUGAUGAAUGUGUCACAUGAUGUGAGUGUCUCCUGGUACAAAGGAAAGAGUUUAUUGUCCAGCAUCAGUGUGUCUGAUCUCAACAUCAGACUCUCUCUACCUCUGGAGGUGGAAUAUCAGGAUACAAACACAUACAGAUGUGUGGUCAACAAUCCCAUCACAAACCUCACACAACAUCUACACAUCACUCAACUCUGUCACGAGUGUUCAGGUCUCACCUUCAUUCAUAAAGUUGUGAUGUGUUGUGCAGUUGUUGUAUUUCUGAUGAUUGUAACGACACUUCUGAUCUUCUUCAUCAUCUGGAAACACAGAAAAACACUUAAAGAUUAUCAGACCGGUGAAGAUGAGAUCACUUAUGCACAACCAACCUUGUGUGAAAGAACAACACAUAAACCGGAAUCUGAGAUGACGGAGGUGCUUUACACAUAUUACAGCAUUUCAACUAAUUAAAUUAAAAUCAAAUUGACUGAAUUCAGUGUUUAAAACAGAGAUGUAUUUGACUUUUCAUUCACUAUUAAUAUCAUUUCUAUCAUGAAACUCACACAAGUACAUGUUUGAUUGAAAUGCAGUGGUGUGUUGUGUUAUAAUGACCUCUAGUGGUGAGAUGAUGAAACUGAUGUCUGAUAUCUGGAGACUGUGGGUCACCUAAUAAAACCUGUCCAGAUUAAAAUAUCAUUAUACACAAAUCAUUAAGAAUAUAUAAAUAAAUAAAUAUAAAUAAAAUAA